ACGGCAGGAACACUUAUUCCAUGACUUGCUUUAUACUGAUCAUGUUUACAGCCCUGUUGUUAGUGACGGCCUCCGCUCUCCUUAAAGUCCUUGAGAGUCAAAGAUCAGCUGGAGUCUUUCUGCUCAUUGAAGGAGAAAAGUACACUUUCAACUUUACUGACGCCCGCACAGCUUGCCAGUCUCUUAAUGCUACCAUGGCAACCACUGCCAACAUGGAGGAGGCCCUGCAGCACAGCCUGGAGACCUGCAAAUUUGGCUGGAUAGCUGAACAGGUGGCAGUCGUCCCUCGGCUGACGGCAAGCAGCAAAUGUGGGAAUGGGAAAACUGGACUGGUCAAGUGGUACGCGAGGGAGAACCAAAAAUUUGGUGUCUUCUGCUUCUCUGCAGCAGAUUCAGCGGAUUCAUCAUCAACAGUUAUCCCGCAAACGUCAACAUCGUUCAUCUCAUCAACACCUCAAACACAUCCGCUCAUGUCCUCAGCAGCUUUGCCAUCACCACCUCCAAAAACCACAGAAACCCCUGAGCGUGCAGUGGCUCCCACGUCAGAAGGUCACCCCCAAGUUCAGACACUUCCGUGGCCCAUACUCGUCACCACUUCCCCGCCUGGUCUUUACUUCUCCAUCAGAACUACUUUUUCUUCUCAUGUCAUCACUUCAUCGCCAGCUGUCAGCAGGUCAGCGCAUCAUACUUCCAGUCACUCUGUGCUGCAGCAGUCUGACAUGCCUGCCAAGUCCUCCUCGAGAGUUUCAACAGUCCUCAUUGUCCUCAGCGUCGUCUUCCUGAUUGGGACUGCAGCAGGAGGACUAUGCUACUACAAACUAAAAUAUCAAACCUUUAGGUCCCGGGGGCCACAGGGGGACGACAUGGAAGCCAAGAUGUGGAAGCACAUUGACCUGAACCAGCAUCAUCUUGAAGACAACGAGGAGGAGGAGGAGACUGAAGACAGGAAGUACUCCAGUGACAUCAUGCUGUGUGUGAACCCACAAAUGAGGAAUAGCGACGCAACAUAGUUUGUCUUGGCAGCACAAUAAUAAAGCUCAGUUUUUCCUGACAAGGUCAGUGAUUUAAUAUGAUAUAAAUAUUUUCAUUAUUGUUGAUGGCAGUGCUGGAAUACAUGCUUUUCUAAUGGAGCUGAAUAGAGAAAUAGAGACAGUAUGAUACAGAACAGUUGUUGAAGUACAAUUAUUUGCAUGAAUACUUUAACAAUGUCAAUGAAAACUGAACAUUAUGAUCACCAUAUUUGCACUUGAUCACAUUAGAUUAUGUACCUAAUAUUGUGGCCAGUGAAUGAAACCGAUUGUUUGGUUGUCCCGGAAAUGUUUUAUGUUACGUAAAUUCA
Doryrhamphus excisus (bluestripe pipefish) is the source of this 1339-nucleotide messenger RNA. RefSeq names its product lymphatic vessel endothelial hyaluronic receptor 1b (gene lyve1b). The record is from RefSeq and is a predicted model, not a curated record. Gene Ontology annotation, molecular function: transmembrane signaling receptor activity; hyaluronic acid binding. Gene Ontology annotation, cellular component: plasma membrane. Lineage: Eukaryota; Metazoa; Chordata; Actinopteri; Syngnathiformes; Syngnathidae. Gene Ontology annotation, biological process: cell adhesion.